AUGAUGUUGAGGGUCUACGAUGACCUGCCGGAUCCAAGUGUACGUCAGAAUCGGCACUCAUUAUCAGCAUGGGUGGUCGAAGGGAAGAAUCUGGCGUCUCGGGCACACAACCGAGCCAGCAUGCACAUCAGAAGGAAAUCCAACGCCCAGAACAGGAUCAGCGCGCCUUAUGAUUUCCACUAUGUAGGCGGAUUCCAGCCCCCGCCUGUGCCUGCUGUGCCCAGCCAGUUUCGGCCACUGGAGCUCAGUAUCUAUCACGGCGGCAAGCGACUAUCGGAUCUGCCCUCGUUCGAAGCCUUCAGCCUGGAAGACCGCCCCCAACGCAAGACGCUGGCGGUGCCCCCACGGGCGUUAGCUUCUGCUGAAUACCGAAUGCGGCGCACUCAAUCAACAGCAGCUGCAUUCACGAUCCCACGGAAGCCAACACCGUCUGCCGGGGAUAUAGAGCAGCUGGUCGAGCAACCAGCCCCAGUUCGCGUCACCAGCGCGCUGAUCCCGCAUUUCUCGGUCGUCACUCCGGUCGUGAUUCUUCCUCCGCCAGUGGAUCUCUCAUCACCCGUCUCGGAUGAUAUGAGCUUACAUUCCGAUCGGGUGAGCCCAUUCAGCCCAUACGGCUAUUAUCCAUCACCAGCGGAAAUCGAGGCGGCUACUCGGUUAAUACACGAUGCAAUAAUAUCUUCGACGCCGGUCUCACCCAAAACUCCGUCUCCCAUAUCAGAUCUCGAGGGAGUCAAGCAAAUAGAGGCCGCAGAAACCCUCGAGCCAAGCUCUCAGCCUCAGCAGGUGGAUGUGGAGAAUCACCACAGGCACACAACCCCAGAAAACUUCUUCUCCAACCCCGUGACAGGCUGGUUCCAACCCCAUCACCAUCAUGACAAUAAAGACCCGAGUACAUACGAUAAACAAGCCAGUGUGCCGGGCGAAAAAGGAUUUGAAUUCGAUCGAACCCGCACAUCGAGCGGGUCCACCGUCGGAACGAGCAUCACAGCCGCAACGGUUGGCCCGAACCGGACACGCCAUAACUCUUCCGUAUCCAGCACAAUGACCAACACGCCUUCACUGCACGGCUACUCCCCAUCCACAGAAAAGGAUCUCGAGGCUGGUAUCUCGCUCAGUCAUAGAAUCAGCACCCCGCGAAACAGCUACCCCACAAUCUAUGAGGACCAUCAGCAGCAAUCUCCUCAAUCGGAGUAUGAGUAUCCAUCGUCAGAUGACUCAAGGCGAUGGAGUGGUCCAGCUGUUGGGGUGGCUUUCUAG
Penicillium riverlandense is the source of this 1257-nucleotide messenger RNA. RefSeq lists its product as uncharacterized. The record is from RefSeq and is a predicted model, not a curated record. The transcript has a single exon. NCBI's taxonomy places the organism in Eukaryota, Fungi, Ascomycota, Eurotiomycetes, Eurotiales, Aspergillaceae. The coding region runs from base 1 to 1257 and encodes 418 amino acids.